This is a messenger RNA of Patella vulgata (common limpet), 1950 nucleotides long. RefSeq names its product peroxiredoxin-5, mitochondrial. NCBI's taxonomy places the organism in Eukaryota, Metazoa, Mollusca, Gastropoda, Patellidae. Gene Ontology annotation, cellular component: mitochondrion; peroxisome; cytoplasm. The transcript is spliced from 6 exons. Gene Ontology annotation, molecular function: thioredoxin peroxidase activity. Bases 243 to 818 code for a protein of 191 amino acids. The record is from RefSeq and is a predicted model, not a curated record. Gene Ontology annotation, biological process: cellular response to oxidative stress; hydrogen peroxide catabolic process; cell redox homeostasis.
GUGAAUAAGUCAAGUAAUAUCCUUCAUACCACAGCAUCUCUGUACUUCCAGGAUAAGCGCUAUUCCUCUUCAAUAUUUGAUAUCAAGUUGUUAUCAUUUGCUAAAACAUUAUCAAAUAUACUCUGAAACUGACAGGCCACCAUUAAACUAAACUUUGUCAAAGAUUAUUUAUUUACAUACUGAUUAUACAUGUUCCUCCCGGUGUUAUUAAUGUAACGCCAUCUAGCGGUAAUCCAUUCACCAUGCAGGCGAUAAGGAGCUUAUUAAGUAAAAGUUUAACGAUUGCCGGUAGCGGACCUUGUAGAAGUCGUCCUUUGUCAACCACCUCUGUCCUCAAUAUGCCAAUUCAGGUAGGAAACCCAAUACCAUCUGUGGAUUUAUUUGAAGGUGAUCCAGGUUCUAAAGUCAAUACUGGUGAAUUGUUUGCCAAGGGUAAAAGUGUUAUAUUUGCAGUUCCUGGUGCUUUUACUCCAACAUGUAGUAAGGAUCAUCUACCAGGUUAUUUAGAAAAUUUUGAGAAGUUCAAGUCUAAAGGUGUGGAUCGUGUAGUAUGUAUUUCAGUCAAUGAUCCUUUCGUCAUGGCAGCUUGGGGUAAAAAUCUGAAUGCUGAUGGAAAGAUUAGAAUGUUGGCAGAUACUUGUGGAGACUUUUCUAAGACAGUAGGACUGACAGUGGAUAGAACAGUUCGAUUGGGUGGUCUUCGCUCUCAGAGAUACGCAAUGGUUGUAACAGAUGGUAAAGUGACAGCUCUACAAGUUGAACCAGAUGGAACCGGGUUAUCAUGCAGUGCCGCUAAGGAUAUCCUCUCAGUCAUUUAAACAUGAUGUAUAUAGGUUAUAACCUUAUUUGGGAAUUUGUAAUCCUUUACAAUUAUAUUUUACGAGAUAUUUAGAUUGUUUCUAUGGUUAUUAGAUAUAAAACUGGAUUACCGCCAUUUUAAUUAUCAGCAAUUAUAUUUUUGUAUGCAGUUUGCAAAUAUAUAACUUUUUACCAUCACAAAAGAAAGGGGUUUUUUUUUCGGGCAAAAUAUCAGUUAGCAAGGACAAUCUUUAUUGUAAAAACAUUUAUGAAUAUCCUUCCUUUUGGAUAAGAAUAUGUCCAUGUAUGUGGCAGUAUGUGCAUAUAUGAUAUUAAUUAAUGAAGUAUUUUAAAGACUUUGAUAUACACUAUGUCAUCAGGGCCCUUAUUCACGAAAACUUAAACUAAGAUACAAUCGAAAUUUUAAGAAAUACUGCAAUUCGAUUGGCUGAACAAUAUGCAAAUUGGAUUUAUGCAAAUUGAUUUUACUGGUCAGUCAAUCGAAUUGCAGUAUUUCUUAAAAUUUCGAUUGUAUCUUAGUUUAAGUUUUCGGGAAUAAGGGCCCAGGAACUGGAACCCAAAUGCUACUCAUUUUGUACACAUUUUUUGGUGGUGGGUUCGAGGUUAUUUGAAAGAAAGCCAAAGACUGCCAAUUCAAGUACUAUAAAAAUAACAAUUUGGCAUGCAUGUUCCUUGGACAAUUGUACAUCGAUGUCCUGCUUUUUUACUGAAAUUGUUUUAUAUUGUUGAUGUUGUUGGAUUUUUUGGGGGGACGCAGUUAUGGAACACUUAGUGCUAUAAUACCUAAUGGUUUUAUAUUGUUAAUGUUUUUGGAUUUUUAGGGGGACGCAGGUAUGGAACACUUAGUGCUAUAAUACCUUAUUUAUCAAAUUAUUUAUAUUAUAAUUCUUGUCAAAGAUUAAACAGUUUUAUUUCUAGUGAUAUUCAUAAUUUACUCUUUAAAAUUUUGUUUUAAGAAAACAAGCGCACAGUAAACCUUGUCCUAUAUUUAGAAGUCAAUCACCGAUAGAGGCUGUACAAAUAUUGUAGACGCAGCAUUUGGUUGCCUGGGUGACAGCAUGUAGUCUAAAUAUUAUUUGUUUUGAUCUUUAGAAAUAUUGUCCUUUACAAAAUAAAGUUUUUUAGAAAAUA